UCUCUGUAUGUCAGACAACCUUCUUGCAAGAAUAAACGUCCUACUUUUCGUAGUUCGAGUUUUAUUCCACCUCACCACAAAGUUGGAAAAUAUUUUUCCACAACAAGAGUGACACUGAAGGUCUUCUGGAAGGUUUGAUACAUUCAAUCCAGCGAUAACCAUGAAUUUCGUACAGCAGGGUCUUCCACCAUGCAGAUCAAGACUGAUUCAUCAAGGUCCUCCAAAAAGAUUCCAUUUACAUACAGAGAAGAAAGUGCUUGAUGAUAAUGAGAGAGUCAGAAAAUGGACUUAUGAGAAAAAAGACACUAGUAAACAAAACAAAAUUGUUCUGCUGGUGGGAGAGACUGGUGUCGGUAAGACCACCAUCAUCAACACUAUGGUCAACUACUUAUUAGGAGUGAAAUUUGAGGAUGAAAUAUGGUAUGAAAUCACCGAAGAAGAAGGUGGAGAUCAAUCAGAAUCACAAACUUCAGAAAUCACCAUGUACGAGGUCUUUCCUGUAAAGAGUCCCGUAUCACUCACCAUCAUUGAUACUCCAGGCUACGGAGACACUAGAGGACUGGAAAAUGAUCUGGAAGUUGCCAGGAAUUUAGCCAUGCUGUUUCAGAGCAAUGAUGGAGUUCGUGAAGUCGAUGCUAUUUGCUUUGUGACUCAAGCGUCUACGAAUCGUCUCUCAGACAGACAGCAUUACAUUAUCAGUUCAAUUCUGUCUUUAUUUGGAAAAGAUAUUGUGAACAACAUUGUGUUUUUAAUCACACACUUUGAUGGUCUGCCUCCCAAAAAUGUCCUCGGUGCUAUUAAUAAAGCCAGAAUCCCCUGCAGACAAGACAGUUAUGGCCAACCUGUUUGUUUCUUAUUCAACAAUCGUCAGGCUGAAGCCCGUCACAAUGAGAAACGUUACAUUCGUGCUCAAAGAGACGCCUGGGAAAACAGCACUGAAGAGAUGGAGAAAUUCCUUCAGUCUCUGGAGGAAAAGGACAGAAGAAGUUUAGAGCUGACUUCAAAUGUCCUGAUAGAGCGUAUCCAGCUUGAAGCAGUUCUCUGCAACUUACAGCUGCGAAUUCAAGAGAAAGAGCUUAAAAAGUCUGAAAAACUUCAGAUUCAGGAGGCAAUGAGACAAAACAAGGAAAAGAUUGAACAGUGUAAAGACUUCACCAUUCAGGUCAAUAAGACUGUCAAAAUGAGGGUUCCCAUUGAAAGCAAGUCAUGGAAGCACAGGAAGGCGACGACCUGCACCGUUUGUGAGGAAAACUGCCAUGAGUUUAACUGCUGGUGGGUUUCUAAUCCCAGCAAAUGUAAAGUCAUGAAAAACGGUUACUGCACCGUCUGCACAGGGAAGUGUCACCACAGCAAACAUGUCAAAGAAAGCAAGAAAUACUUCAUCAGCACUUCAAUCAUCAUAAUUGUGUUUGAUGAUUUGAAAAAGAUAUAUGAAGAAGCUCACAAACAAACGAAGUGGUUUUCAGUUAUAAUGGAUUGUCUUGACAAAGAUCUGCAGGCGAUUGAGGAACAAAAGUCAAUUCUUUUGUUCAAUGCAUUCAAGACCAUCAAGCAUCUGUCUCAGAUUGCAUUAAAACCAGACUCUGCUUUCACUCUUCAGCAUCUGGACUUCUUCAUCCCCAGAGUGAGGGAGGCUGGGAAAGAAGACUGGGUGCAAGAGCUGAAGGAGAUGAAGAGAAUCGCUGAAGCUGAAGAAGCCAAUAAAGAUGCUCUGAGUUAUCUGAAAGCUGGGCUGGCAAAAACAAAAUAAUCUGUAACGAUUCUUUGGUGGGAAAUGAACAAAUACAUAGAGGACAAGCUAUGAAUCGAUGAAAAUGAAGAAGAUAAUGAGAAAUCAAUGCAGGGGACAUUCUGUAGAUCUGAAAAUAAUAAGAGAUUUAAUUUAAUCAUAGUUACAAGCAGGGCUGUACGUUAACUUUUUUUUCACAUAGCACUGGUGCUACAGAGGUUGAAAGUUUUGUA
Molecule: messenger RNA, 1962 nt
Organism: Sinocyclocheilus anshuiensis
Lineage: Eukaryota; Metazoa; Chordata; Actinopteri; Cypriniformes; Cyprinidae
Exons: 2
Coding region: 161-1750 (529 amino acids)
Molecular function (GO): GTP binding
Source: RefSeq, a predicted model, not a curated record